This is a messenger RNA of Geosmithia morbida, 99 nucleotides long. RefSeq lists its product as uncharacterized. The record is from RefSeq and is a predicted model, not a curated record. The transcript has 2 exons. The coding region runs from base 1 to 99 and encodes 32 amino acids. Lineage: Eukaryota; Fungi; Ascomycota; Sordariomycetes; Hypocreales; Bionectriaceae.
AUGCCCGUGACUCCAGUUCGCCUCGUUGGGUCUUCUUCACGCGUCGCCACCGCGACUCCGCCGCCGAAGAAGCCCACCCCCGUCCCCACGCGUCCAUGA